Mercurialis annua (annual mercury) is the source of this 1434-nucleotide messenger RNA. RefSeq lists its product as uncharacterized. Bases 1 to 1434 code for a protein of 477 amino acids. The record is from RefSeq and is a predicted model, not a curated record. Lineage: Eukaryota; Viridiplantae; Streptophyta; Magnoliopsida; Malpighiales; Euphorbiaceae. The transcript has 5 exons.
AUGGCGAGCCAUAUCAUAUGGGCAUUUUGUGUCAAUGUAAAUGGUGGUUUCGAUAGAAGGAGUAACAACUUAAGCAAUGGCAUUGUGAUUCGAACUGGAAAGCAAAAAAUGAUAAAUACCUUCAACAAUCAUAGAGAAAACAAUAAAUCUAGUCCGAUGGAUAAUAAUCUAGCGGAUAUGUAUGGCCGUCUUAGCCUUACGGAGGAGGAAAACGUUGCGAUAACUCUUGAAGAUGUGGUGGAUGAUAGACUGGAUGAGAAAGCUUCUCUCAGUCUGGUUGGGAAACUAUGGACGCGGAAACCAUAUAACCUGCAACACCUGAAGAAUGCUAUGAUGAGCGCCUGGCGCCUUGCGAAGGGCUUUGCUAUGCGUGAUAUUGGGGAUAACCUGUUUGUAGCUGAAUUUAAUUCUAAAGCGGACCGCAAUAGGAUUCUUCGCGAGUCCCCUUGGCACUUCGAUAAACAGAUAAUUAUUUUCCAGGAGAUGACUGGAAAUUUACAGCCAAAUAACGUUCAUAUGCAUGAGAGUCCAUUCUGGGUUAGGGUUUACGAUCUCCCUAUGAAUUGUAGAGGAAAAGCAGCCAUUGCUAAGAUUGGCUCAAAACUUGGUAGGGUUUUGGAAUGUGGUGAAGUAGGGAAUGAAGGAUGGAGUAGGUUCGAAAGGAUCCGAGUUAUGGUGGAUGUUUCUAGGCCGAUUUGUUGGAUACCGUUUAAAUACGAACGAAUCCAAAACUAUUGCUACUGGUGUGGAUGUCUGGACCAUACUAUUACUGAUUGUGAAACAAAACCGGAUCAAACGGACGUCUCAGAGUGGCCAUAUGGACCCAUGUUACGUGCUACACCCAGAAAACGUAGCUUGAUGGGAGGUAGACAGGCUAUGAGUGGUGAUGGUUAUACAGGAGAGAAACGUACUGAUGAGGGUAUGAAUGAGCAAACUACAAAUCCAGGAACUGUUAGAAGAUCACUUAACCUGAAUUAUGCAAACACAAUCGAUGUAACUGAAAUCUUAGCUGAAAAUGUGAAUAUCAUUGAGUCGGAGAUGGGUAGAAGAAAUAUUGUUGAUGGGGGCUCGGCUAAAAAAGACAAUUUUCUGGCUUCGGGGGAUUUUGUUGAAAUAAGUGUUGCACAGGUUCAAAAUUCCAAUCAGAUUAUUGACAGUUCUAAGGAAACUAGCAAGACGAGUAGUAUGGGGAAAAAGGAUAAAUCUGCAAACAAAGGUUCCUGGACUCGGCUUAAAGGAAAAAGGGAUAGAGAUACUGAUGUGGGUACGAGUAGUGGUAGAAGUGGUGCUACCAAAAGACCACUGGGCAGCAAUGACAGUGUGGUGGAGGAGAACAAUCUUUUCUCAAAAAAGGCAAGGGAUGGAUUGACGCUUCAGUUCGAAAAUUUUGAGAUAUCGGCGGAGACUGUUGAUCAGUCUCGCCGGAUGCAAUGA